GGAAAAGAUUCAACAACGACGGAUUCAUCAACAAAAGAAACAACAGCAUCAUCAUUAUCAUCAUUAUCAUCAUCAACAACAACAACAAUAACAACGACUACGCAAUUUUUUAAUAUGUCUUCCAUUGGCACAGAAAGUAGUACAGAUGCCAUAAACUCCAAAACAACUCCAAAAUCGAGGCCAAACUCGACUAGCAUUGAUACUGGAGUAACCGCUGACACUUUAAGUUCCAUUUCUUCUAAUACUGGUAGUUUGUCUUCAACACCAAUGUCUAAAGCAACUGUAAUGUCUGUAAACCCAGGGUUCAAUUCAACUACUCCUAAUACUGGUAAUUUCUCAUCGCCACCAUUGGACAAAACAACUGUAAGCUCAGGGUCCAGUUCAAGGGCGGUAACUACGUCUGUUGUAGGGUCAUUAGGGUCAACCGUGGGUAGUCCUUCCAACACGACCUUGACAACAGGCAGUGCAGGAGACACGACAAUAUCUACGGCGACAGAACAUCCUUCAACAUCUGUAGGUACAAUAGCGACGGCAGCUACCCCAUCGCCUUGUCGAGAAGGUUACAAUAGAACAAUCAUAUUCAUCAAAGCGGAGACAACUCCAGGACAGAAAGUAUUCUUUUGUGGAGGUAUAGAUGGUAACCAUGUUACAGGAAGGUGCCUGUCCAACGCAGACGCCAGAAAUCCAUGUGUUAUUGCCAUUGAGCAUUCGGAAACGUCAAACGAUCCAGCGUAUGUCAAGUGGUCCACGGGAGACAACUUCUUAGACUGGUAUGGCGCUGAAUCGAGUCAAGGCCGGUACACUGGUAUUUCUGCUAGUGGUACGCCUUCAGUGAUUACCACCAACCGGAGCCACUCGCCUUAUUGGCAUGUUCUAAACACAUUUGGUGAAAACUAUUGGAUGGCCGAUCUAUGCAUGAAUUGUAACGACACAGUAUCUGGCUGGUUUGAAGUGAAGUCGGUGAUUAACGGUUCCUGGGGUAACGACAUCUCACAGAUCUCCCCGUGUGGCGGGUCAGCGCCGCUUUCUGAACGUUCCCCCGUCUUCACCGGCACCAACCACAUCGGUAGGUGUGGCAAAGUGAACGCUUUCAUUCGAAACGACGCUUCUUGCAUCAUCAAUGACGUCGACCUCCAUAACCAACCGACGCCAAGUGCCAUGCAGCCAACCACAGCCUACGAUACAACUGUCGGUCCUGGAGAAAAUUCGACGACCAAUGAGAUCUCGACUACUACUCGCGCACCGUCGUGUCCGACAGGCCUUACGAGAACUGUCAUUAUGAUUCAGUCGUCAACAUCAUUCGGUCAAAAUGUCUUUGUUAGAGGAGGGAAUGAACACACCAGAGUCACAGGAAGAUGUCAAUCAUCGGUCUCCGCCAAUAAUCCGUGUUGUGUGCGAAUCACUCACAGAGACCCGCCCACAAAUUCUCCGUAUGCAGCUUGGGCAGUGGGCGAUAACUACCUAGACUGGUACGGACCGGAACGUGGGCAAGGGCAGUACCAGGACAAGAAUGCGGACGGAAGUCCCACGAUGUGGACGACUAACGACAACAGGAGUGCUUCGUGGAAUGCUCUAAACACAUUUGGCGCGAAUUACUGGCUUGCAGAUAUGUGCAUGAAUUGCAGUCAGACGGUUUCUGGGUGGUUCGAAUUCAAAUCUGUCAUCACUGGAUCUCAAUGGGAAGGUAACAUCAAUCAGAUUGGCACGUGCAACGGAUCUGCUGACGUAACAAAACGGACAGCGCCGUUUACAUCCGGAAAUCACAUCGGGUACUGUGGCAGACUGAAUGUGUUUAUCAGAGACAGCGGUGUUUGUACUAUUAACGAUUUAUACGAAGACUUUGCAGGCACCUAAUCUCCAUUACGGAAUUUCCCGGAAAACACGACUUUUAAUUAGGCUACACCUUCAUAAUUUAUCCAGAGUAUGUGGAAUCUUUGUUUUGUAUUUUGUUACACAGAUUUUAUUUGAUACAAUCUCAUAACUGAUUGUAUGGUGCGUUAGAGGGCUGGGUUUAUAUUUUGGCGGGGACUCAGGCCCUCUCCCCGUCCCCAUUUUUUGUCAAUAAAGUGAGGUGCUUUGUUUAUCAAGGUUACGGCCAUUAAGGUUACGCCCACCUUCAACUUCUGUUACAAAACCUU
Molecule: messenger RNA, 2138 nt
Organism: Gigantopelta aegis
Lineage: Eukaryota; Metazoa; Mollusca; Gastropoda; Neomphalida; Peltospiridae
Product: mucin-12-like
Exons: 7
Coding region: 115-1854 (579 amino acids)
Source: RefSeq, a predicted model, not a curated record